Monascus purpureus is the source of this 2567-nucleotide messenger RNA. Lineage: Eukaryota; Fungi; Ascomycota; Eurotiomycetes; Eurotiales; Aspergillaceae. The record is from the annotation of a GenBank genome assembly.
CAAUUUGCUACUCUUCUCGGUCGAAAGACGCGUCCAUUCCAUCUCCUAGUGGGCUCUACCCGGUUUAUUGGUUUGAAGAAAUACGAGUCAUACUUCCCGUGUUCCCGUAAACGACCCCCUCUUGCUGUUAUCUCCCGCGAGCGCGUACUGUGGCUUCAACCUCUCCAUCUCAAUUCUCAAUUAGAGACUCUAGCCUCUCCGGCGAGAAGGCGCCUUCACCAUGCGUUAAGAGCAUUCGAUACCUUUGACUGUGCUCAAUCCAGAUACUACAAUACCGAAUAUGACAUCGACAUCUGCGUCUACGUUCGCCCGCAACCUGUCCUCCCCAUUCCAAAGUCAGUUAAGCGAGCACUUGCACGAACCGAUAGAACAAGGCAAUCCCAGCGAAACCAGUUUUACAGAAGAGCCCAAGGAGGAUAAGAGCAGUGGUAACAACCUCGAGACGCCCCGAAAGACCAGGCCAAAGACGCGUUCAUUAUCUGACGCCCAGAAACCCACGCCUCCAAGGCAGCCUGCCUCCGGGGACCUUGACCGGCGAGAGAGUAAAGAUGACAGUUCGAUAUCAUCCAUGAGCUCAGUAACCCCGCAGAGACCAUCAUUUCAGUCUUCGUUAUCUCUCCAACUGCCUGCUAGAACGGCUGGUUCCCCAUCCAUAGCUACUCGGGCACCGCUUUCUCCAAAGCUCGAUUCAUCCCAUAUAUACGGCUCGCCUGCAUCUGUGCUACCUAGACGUUCACGUGGACUGGAGUUCUCUCGCGCAUGUACAAAUCUGCAUCAUUCUACGCUGGCAGAGUCCUCGCCGGAUUCUUCCCCGGUCAUCGCCAGUAGGGGCAUGAACAUCCCGCAGCGCCGUGGUUCCCAUGGCUCGAGUUCUGUACAUCCGUUUUCGACCUCGGGUCCGGCUGACCGAACGGCAAUCUCGAGUUCGGUGUCAAGCGUCAACAUGAUGGAGUCCGAUACUAGCAGCAGUGAGGAAGAUGAUGAUGAGUUCAUGAUCGGUGAUCGCGACGACAUGAUGAUCACCAAUACACCGCAGGCGAGCAAAUUUGGAAAUGGACCGAACCCAUUCUCUGCGGGCAAUGUACCUAGCCCUGGAUAUGACUGGAUGGGUGGCUAUUCUCAAACAGCGGCAAGUCUGAUGAGUUUCCAACGCGCUCGCCUUGGUAAAAAUCGAAGUAGACACAGUUCCAGCAGCGGCAGUGGUAACAGUUCAAAGCCCAGUCCAGUGCCCCUUUCACCACCCGUGAUUAAAAGCAUCGAGGGCUCGAACGGGGGGUAUUUCACUUCGAAAGGCGGUUUCCAGCCGCCGCGACGGGAGAGCCUCAGUCUAGGCACGGGUGACUUGCGUUUAUCGGAUAUAAGUGAUGACGGAGAGAAUCGCUUUGGGCGCGGUCGUAGCCCUGCGGCCACGUCGAGCCCCGGUAGUGGGCCGCUUGGGGUUAUUCGACGGGCAGUGACUCGGCGUAGCAGUUUACUGCCCAAAACAAAAGGGUUUGCACGGAUCCAAGCGGCUCUUUUCGAAGAAGCCGCCCCCAUUGAUAGCGAAGCAAAACGUGAAGCAGAGGUCAUUCGCCAGGUUCGUGAGAGCGAACCGAGCGUUCCUCCAGAGCCGCGAACCCUGGAUGCCUCCCCAUCCAUCGAGCCCUCGUGCCCUUCUGCGGCAAUCGAGGAUGCUGAAAAUGCAUCGACACAGUCUCAAGCUACUAUCCCAACCGAAAAUAGCUUCAACAGCCAGGCUGUCAGAAACUCGGCCGGACCGAACUUCUGGGACUCCUUUGAUGGUCGCUAUCGCACACCCCCACCACCUGCACGCAGUACUCACCCCUCAUCGGUUUCAGAGGACGACAACGCCAUGGAUAUGACGCCGUCGACGACAAUCGAUGUUCCAAAGCCAUGGGAUCGCCCCCCUUCGCAGACUUCUUCCGUGUAUACUGCCAACAUGGCGCAAACGAGGAAGCGGCGUCGAGAAGAUGAUCUUGACCCAAAUAUCUUGAAGCGGAGAGCAGUGUCUCCUAGCAUGAGCGCCCAGAGCAGUCCAAUCUUUCCCCAGUCACCGGUAGUCAAAGACGCCAAUAAUAAUAAUAACAUUUGGGGCCCACCGCCCAAGUCGGCCCUUGGACCUCUUUUCCCGGAACGUCCUGGCAGUCACGAGAAUGGCGGCCGGGGUAGUGCACCCCAUUCGGGCACACUGAAGCGGGUUGGACUACAGGGAAUGACUGAGACUAGUGAUGGGUUUAUGAAUAUGAGUAUUGAAUAACCGAUCCCUGCUGGGGUUCAUGAUCUCGCUACGAUGCUGCUUGGGAUUCUGUGUUUUCCUCAUUCUUUGUCCUUAUUUAUAUAGCAACCAGUGGGCAUACUGCGUUUCGGGCGGCGUACAAAGCACUUAUCUGCUGUCUUCUCUCUCUUUUGAACAGGAUGCGAUCGGAGUUCUUGGUUGCUGGCUUUGUUCUCAGUACAUUCUUUAUACAAGGCGCUGGGAUAUUCUUAGGAUUCUGAUAGGUUCUCAAUCGGACUGAAAUUUGCCUACUGUCUAGCAUAUAAAGAUCACAUUUUCGGUUCAAUCGAAU